This is a messenger RNA of Xyrauchen texanus (razorback sucker), 1448 nucleotides long. Its product is annotated as achaete-scute homolog 1b-like. NCBI's taxonomy places the organism in Eukaryota, Metazoa, Chordata, Actinopteri, Cypriniformes, Catostomidae. Gene Ontology annotation, biological process: developmental process; regulation of transcription by RNA polymerase II. The record is from RefSeq and is a predicted model, not a curated record. The transcript has 2 exons. Bases 135 to 716 code for a protein of 193 amino acids. Gene Ontology annotation, molecular function: protein dimerization activity; RNA polymerase II transcription regulatory region sequence-specific DNA binding; DNA-binding transcription factor activity, RNA polymerase II-specific.
GACAACGACAUUCAGCAAAAGCCUCUCACGAUACGCUUCUUGCGAGCCACGCGAAAGGCACGAGAGCCGUACUUCACUCUGAAACCGAGCAGCCGCCGCUUUCCACCUCAUUUAUUUACCUUUUUAUUCAUUUGAUGUGUUUUACGGAAAUGGAGGCAAUCCAAAUGUCUCACGGUGCGUUUUAUCAGCCGUUUUCGCAGAACCUUAUGCCUUAUCAGAAACAGGACAGGGAGCGCAGCUCUCCACGCGCUGACUCUAAAGUGCUGAAGAGACAGCUCUCCAGCAGCCCGGAUCUGCUCAGGUGCAAGAGGAGGCUGAGCUUCAACGGACUCGGCUAUUCCAUCCCUCAGCAUCAACCCAUGGCUGUCGCCAGACGGAAUGAACGCGAAAGGAACCGAGUAAAGCAAGUAAACAUGGGCUUCCAGACUCUUCGCCAGCAUGUGCCGAACGGAGCGGCCAACAAAAAGAUGAGCAAAGUGGAGACGCUGCGGUCUGCGGUCGAGUACAUCCGCGCGCUCCAGCAGCUUCUGGACGAGCAUGACGCCGUGUCUGCUGUGUUUCAGUGCGGCGUCCCGUCUCCAACGGCCUCCAAUGCGUACUCAGCGGGGCCAGAGUCUCCUCAUUCAGCUUACUCCUCUGAUGAGAGCAGCUACGAGCAUCUCAGCUCUGAGGAGCAAGAGCUGCUCGACUUCACGACAUGGUUUGACAGAUAUUAAUCAGGUGCUUUGUGGACUGGUAAAGAUGGGUGCUGAAGGAAAGCACAUGCACAUGACACAUGAUGAUGCCUGCUGGAACCGAGAUCAAGAACUGAACGCUGAAUCAAACUCUGGACAUUUUUCAGCAAUAUGCUCAUGCACACAAAUGCAACACUUGUUUGCAAUGUUUGAACUACAGGGGACUUCAGGUGUGGGCAUUAAUCCACACAGAGGACAUAUGCUGACUUGUUUGAUUGUCACCCCACACUGAAUCAAUGUGCUUUUAUUGAAGUUAAAAUUAAAUGAACCUUCAAACUUUAGAUUAUGCCAACAAAACUAAUUUUAAGUGUUACAUCAGGUACAAAUAGCACCUUAGGGUAAUAACUGCAGGUUUCCACCUUGUUACAGUGCAUAGGGUGUCUCAUUAUUCACAACAUUGUUUGCUCUGUUUUUGCAAUAAUCUGUAAAUGUGAUUGAAUGGGAUAUGAAUGGUUACAAUCCUUCCAUUAUGUAAUAAUAAUGAGGAAAGCAGAGUUAGGGAAUUGAGUGAGGAAAAAUAGUUACAAGUCCCAUAUGCAGUGUCUGGUAGGGAAUACACUAACGUUACACUAGGCAGCCCAUAGGUAACCUGUAUGUUGUAAUAUUUUGUGCUUGAUGUGUGACAACCUUUGUACUGGAUGAAUAACUUUUCUAUCAAAGUGGGCACUUGUGUGUUUUUAUACAAACUUGUGUAUAUGCAAUUUUUUAUGAAGA